GUUUGAAUUUGAGGUCAGGCGGCAACGAGAUCUUUCACGCCAUGAGCGGUGAUAUAGUCGAAUCAAACGAUGUGUCAACUGACAAAGAAGAUCCAUUAGAAUAUUACUACAGAUUGCCAGCUGUUGUUCGGCGUCGAGUGAAAGCCUUAAAAAGAUUACUGCACGAAACUGUUAAGAUUGAUGCUGCAUUCUACAAAGAUCUUUUUGAGUUGGAAUUGAAGUAUGAUGCAAAUCAUCAGCGCAUUUUUGAGCAGAGGAAAGCUAUCAUAACCGGAUCGAGAGAGCCAACUGACGAUGAGUGCGACUGGCCUUCUGACGAUGAACACCCCAGUGCAGAGGGCGACGAAGUAGAUAAACUCUGUGAUGGCAUCAGCAAAACAGUUGGUGUUUCCAAACCAAAUGAAGAUGAUCAUUCAAAGGGCAUCCCUGAGUUUUGGUUGCAAGUUUUGAAAAACGCUCCUUUAGCUAGUGAACUCAUACAGGAGCAUGAUGAAAAAAUUCUACGGCACCUUACCGACAUCAAGUGCACACUUCAUUCAGAUAAACCAGGCUUUUCUCUGGAAUUUUUCUUUUCGCCGAAUGACUACUUCACCAACAAGGUUUUAACGAAGAGGUAUUUCUUUAAUUACGAUAUCUCCCCGGAUGAACCCUUUGACUAUGAAGGUCCUGAGAUCGUUAGCACUAAGGGAUGCACUAUCAACUGGAAUUCAGGGAAGAAUGUCACCGUCAAGAUUGUAAAAAAAAUUCAAAAGCAAAAGGGCGGUGGCGCAAAGCGAACUAUUACUAAGAGUGUUCAAGAGGACUCAUUUUUCAAUUUCUUUAACCCACCAACGGAAGUUCUCUCGGAUGAACUAGAUGACGACACACAGUUACUCUUGGAAAGCGAUUUCAAGCUGGGACAGUUUAUGCGGGACAGUGUGAUUCCAAGGGCAGUGUUGUUUUUCACUGGUGAGGAACUGGCACAAGAGUCUGAUGACGAGGAUGAUGAAGACGAUGAAGAGGACGAGGAUGAUGACGACUCAGAGGACGAAGAAGAGCCUCACGUCAACCACCGGGGUCGUCGCCACAAGCACAGUGGUAGUUCAAAGAGUCCGGGGAAAGUUGGUGCUGCCGAACAACCAGAGUGUAAACAGCAAUGAUCCACAGUUACGCCUUUGGCUUAGAGCAUUUCGACAGAGCAAUCCGGCCCUCAUUUGUCAGCUCCCCUUUCUCUUUUGUGACUUUUUGCACUCGGUGUUACUGUUUGAGAGAACUGUAGAGUCGAUUUAUGUACGAUAAAUAUUCUCGAUCUGGUUUUCCGCUUAAUCGAUGUAUUCUUUAAAAAGUGAGGUUAUCCACAUGUGUACUAUUCUUUUUUUGUCAAAAAUGAUGUUGGGCUCGGUUUUG
Molecule: messenger RNA, 1386 nt
Organism: Dicrocoelium dendriticum
Lineage: Eukaryota; Metazoa; Platyhelminthes; Trematoda; Plagiorchiida; Dicrocoeliidae
Source: the annotation of a GenBank genome assembly